UGCAGAUCGCACUUAAGAAAUAAAUACUCCAUUAUCUUAAUAAAUACUUAUUGAAGUAAAAAAAUUUUGCGAAUUGCAUAAUUGGGAUGAAAAUUCUAUGACUUUUUAACUUCCUUUAUAAUCAACAAAUAUUAAAAAUCAUAUUUCUGAUAAAUCAUUUGAUUUUUUAAAAGAUAAACUUGUUUUAGAAGAAGAUAAAAAUUAAAUUUCUAAAAUGUCAAAAAAUUUAGCAGAAUUAGUUAAUGCUGCAGAUUAUUUGGUUUUUAAAAAACUCUAUACUACUCUAGUUGUUGUUUUGCUUACACCAUUACAUGUAGAACCUACUUAAUAAGGUAUUGAUUAAUUUUUUUAAAAAUGGGGAUAUUAAUAGGAAGAUAUUGAUGGCGAUAAUUUAACUUAAGUAGUUGAAGAAAACUAAAAUUUAUUUGAAAAAAUAGUCGAAGUUUAUAAAUAAGAUAUCGAUAUUAUAGAAUAAUUUCAAGGUGUUACAGAUGAUUGGUAUUUAAGUUGA
This is a messenger RNA of Ichthyophthirius multifiliis, 511 nucleotides long. RefSeq lists its product as hypothetical. The record is from RefSeq and is a predicted model, not a curated record. NCBI's taxonomy places the organism in Eukaryota, Ciliophora, Oligohymenophorea, Hymenostomatida. The transcript has a single exon. The annotation marks the transcript as partial.